AUGGUCCUCCCACAUAACGUGUGCUCGCAUCUGCAAAAUGCGUUUCGAGCGCGUCACCACCGCAUCGCGGUCCCACACACGACACAGAACCUCGGGAUCCUCUCCAUCCUCCUCCGCGCAGGGUUCCUGAUGUCCUUGACGCGUGGAACGGUGGAAGAACCAUCACCUUCGCUGUUCAAUGCGGUUGGCGAGCCAGAACGGCGCAUAUGGGCCGACCUGAAGUACCGGGAUGAGCGACCGGUGCUGAGCAAGGUGGAGCUGAUCAGCAAGCCGAGCAAGUCCGUGUACAUGGACAUCGGGGAGAUCAGGCGGAUAUGCUCUGGGAGAAGAGCGCAGAUGAUCAAGCCGUUGCGGUUGGGAGAGAUUGUGAUCGUGAGGACGAAAAGCCACGAGCACGAGUGGUUGGAGGCACGAGAGGCGUUGGAGCUGAACCUGGGAGGAGAGAUCAUAUGUCGGGCACGGUAG
Messenger RNA from Sparassis crispa, 465 nucleotides. RefSeq names its product 37S ribosomal protein S8, mitochondrial. Gene Ontology annotation, molecular function: structural constituent of ribosome. The transcript has a single exon. The record is from RefSeq and is a predicted model, not a curated record. The coding region runs from base 1 to 465 and encodes 154 amino acids. Lineage: Eukaryota; Fungi; Basidiomycota; Agaricomycetes; Polyporales; Sparassidaceae. Gene Ontology annotation, biological process: translation. Gene Ontology annotation, cellular component: ribosome.